AAUCCAUUGAACCCACUCUGCGGGUUCGAGGAAUUCAGUUAAACAGUUUAAUUAAUUUUGUCGUGUCCUAUGUUAGCCACCAUUUUAAAUGCCGUAAAAAUAUCACAUGACAGAUUAAAAGCCACGCCGGACAGCACGAGCUAAUCCAGUGGAUGAUAAAUUGUUGGCCAUUGAUUAGAUCCCUAGAACUCAGAGAAUCAAGCCAGUGAAUCAACCCAGGAAAUCAAGCCAGGGAAAGCACAGGAAAUUGUUAUUUGGAAGAAUACGGAGAAACGAACAAAAAAAAAACUGCCACCAGAGAUGGACGCAGAAGAAUUCCGACGCUUUGGAAAGCAGAUGGUGGACUAUGUAGCAGAUUAUCUGGAAAACAUCCGGGACCGGAAGCCGUUUCCCGAUGUUUCCCCCGGUUAUCUAAAGGAACUAAUCCCGGACAAGGCCCCGGAUGAAGCUGAGCAAUGGCCUGACGUCAUGAAGGACAUAGAACGGGUUAUCAUGCCUGGGGUAACUCACUGGCAUUCCCCACAGUUCCACGCGUACUUCCCCACUGCUAACUCCUACCCAGCCAUCGUAGCCGACAUUCUCUCAGACGCUAUUGGAUGUAUCGGAUUUUCGUGGGCUUCCAGUCCAGCCUGUACAGAGUUAGAGAUGGUGGUUUUGGACUGGCUGGCUAAAAUGCUUGAGCUCCCAGACUGUUUCCUCCAUUCCAGUGAAGGUCACGGCGGCGGGGUCAUACAGGGAACAGCCAGUGAGGCAACAUUGGUGGCUCUCCUGUCAGCCAGAACACAGCGCUUACAUCAAAUUCUCGGUGACAAGUUCAGCCACUCACCUGAUGAAGGCAUCAUAAGCAAGAUGGUAGCUUACUGCUCCGCUCAGGCCCACAGCUCAGUGGAAAGGGCAGCGCUGAUUGGAGCAGUCAAGGUACGCCUGCUGGAGACUGAUGAAAAGUUCUCACUGAGGGGCGAGACUCUACAGAGAGCCAUAGAGAAAGACCGAGAGGCUGGGCUGAUUCCAUUCUUUUUAUGUGCUACACUCGGGACAACGUCCGUUUGUUCAUUCGAUAAUGUGUUGGAGUUGGGGACAGUCUGUGAGAAGGAGGGGCUUUGGAUGCACAUUGACGCAGCAUACGCUGGAAGUGCCUUUAUUUGUCCUGAGUUCAGACCUUUAUUAAAUGGAGUAGAACAUGCAAUGUCUUUCAACUUUAACCCUCAUAAAUGGUUACAAGUCAACUUUGACUGCUCUGCCAUGUGGGUGAAGGACAGCCGGCUUUUGAGCGAUGCAUUCAAUGUUGACCCUUUAUACCUCAAACAUGACAACCAAGGAGCCAUACCAGAUUUCAGACAUUGGCACAUUCCACUGGGGCGAAGGUUUAGGUCACUGAAGUUAUGGUUUGUUUUGCGGUUGUUUGGAAUCAAGGGUUUACAGGAAUGUAUAAGGAAGGUUAGCAUUACAAUGACAGGGCCAUUUCUAUCCCCUAUACAACGACUGUUUAUAUAUAAUGUAAACAAUACAAUCACUUUUCUUUUGAAGGAUGUUAAACUUGCUCACCAGUUUGAGGAAUUGGUAAAAGCUGACCAGAGAUUUGAAAUAUUUGGAGAAGUAGUGCUGGGCCUUGUCUGUUUUAGAAUUAAAGGUUCAAAUGAAGUUAACGAAAGAUUAUUAAAGACAAUUAACGAUGAUCGUCGUAUACACCUGGUGCCAUCCAAAGUCAAUGACACUUUCUUCUUGAGGUUUGCUGUGUGUGCUUCACGGACAGAGUCAAAAGAUGUGAAAUUUGCAUGGGAAGUCAUACAGGAACUAACGGAGAAGAUCAGUGAUGAGAAAAAAUAGUAACUGUAUACAUGUAUAUAGGGACUAUGUAGGGAACGUUUUCAUUUGUUUGAAUUUGUGGUUAUACCGGUACUCUUGUAUAUUGAUACCUACUGUAUGCACAUGUAGUAGAUAAAUUUAAAAUCAUUGAUUGGAAAAGAAAUAUUGACUACAAUUGUGUCUGAAUACAAUACAAAUAGUUAAUUGGAUCGAAUUUAAAUGUGCAAUGUGAUGAAAAUAGUGAAAUAGGAAGGUUUUUUGUUAAGUAUUUUGUAAUUCUUUAUGUAAACCUGGAUUAUUCAUUGAGGUUUUUAGAAUUUGAGCUUUUAUAUAUAUAGUAACGAUGUGCAAAAUAUCAAUAACAAUUAAUAAAUAAGUCUCUGUGAGGAA
This is a messenger RNA of Magallana angulata, 2196 nucleotides long. Its product is annotated as aromatic-L-amino-acid decarboxylase-like. Bases 301 to 1827 code for a protein of 508 amino acids. The record is from RefSeq and is a predicted model, not a curated record. Gene Ontology annotation, molecular function: pyridoxal phosphate binding; aromatic-L-amino-acid decarboxylase activity. NCBI's taxonomy places the organism in Eukaryota, Metazoa, Mollusca, Bivalvia, Ostreida, Ostreidae. Gene Ontology annotation, biological process: serotonin biosynthetic process; catecholamine metabolic process; amino acid metabolic process. The transcript is spliced from 13 exons.